UUUUUUUUUUUUUGUUUCCAGCUCUGUUUAAAGUAUUUGUUCAGUUUGUUGUAUUUAUUUGUACUUGUUAUUUGUAGAUGACAUCUGAAAAUUCUAGUAAUGCCUAUGCAUGCCUCUAGAUUUUAUUGUCUUUAAUCCUUUUGUUAUGUCUCUAAGGCUAAACAUUAUUAUGUUAGCUUUUCAUGGAUGAUAUGUUAUGUUUAGUGUUUGGUACUUUCGUUUAACCAUUGACAUGUUAUGUUUUAUGACAUUUGAAAGUUUUACAAGUGUUUAUUUGUGUUGAAAACUUGUUCUAAUAAAAUUUGCCUUGUGUAGAUUUUUUUUUUUUUUUUUUUUGCGCUUCGCGUCAAUAAAGCGCGCGCCUUGCCUUGCGCUUUGCGCUAAAGCCCCAAGGGAUCGGUGCGCCUCGGUGCGCCUUUCGCCAUUUAAAACACUGAGCCAGCUGCUGGAAAGAUAGUGAAUGCUAUUCUCAACUUAGUCUCUAUAGGCCAGCUUGUCGUAAUUGUAUCAGCUUCACUGACCCAGGUAAAUAUGAAACAAGACGAAGGUAGAGGUUAGACAAGCAUCCCAUGCCUAUUCCACCCCAAGACGGCUUGGAGGUUCCUUUCUAUCCAUUACGGAGGUUUCAUCACACAACAUGCUUAUGCAGCCCUUUGAUUGAGUGCUAUUUGUACGAAACAACCUUGAGCUGGGGUGACUAAGAAGCAGUGUCCCAUCUUGUGUCACUUCUGAAGACCCUUCGUUGGUUCCCUAUUCCUUCCUGCGAACCGAUACACAUCUUCCGACUAAGCUAGCCCUAAACCUAGCCUCUUAAAAAAAUAAAAAUAAAGAAAUGCUUCUGUACCAUUGUAUUUGUGAUUCUGUAUUAGUAUCAUAUCGUCUUUCAUCCUUUUAUAACUUCAAUAUGCCUACUAGUUCUGCACUUUUUCAUAUUCUGGUCGUAUUCAUUUCUAUUUUGGUUGCAAUUUGGUAUGUUAUUCCCAACUCCCCAGGGUCAUCUGGAUAUUGAGUUAAAUGAUGUGGGGAGAAAACAAGCAGCUGCAGUAAGUUUUAAUUCAGAGGACAUAGUCUUGUGCCUUCAUUAUUUAGAUUACUUGACAAAUUAUCAUCAUAUUUUUCUCAAGGUAGCUCAUAGACUAUCCAAGGGGCCUAAGAUCUCUGUUGUAUACUCAUCUGACUUGAAGAGAGCCUUUGAUAUUGUAGAGACAAUAGCAAGCAACUGUGGUGGUCUGCAGGUAGCUCGUAGACUAUCCAAGGGGCCUAAGAUCUCUGUUGUAUACUCAUUUGACUUGAAAAGAGCCCUUGAUACUGUAGAGACAAUAGCAAGCAGCUGUGAUGGUCUUCAGGAAGCUAUGGUGCUUCUGAGAAGAUGUGAGUUUCCUUCAAAUUGGGGAUUCCUAGAAAGAUGAGAGGAAAGACAAAUGAUGAGCCUUUUUAUUUCAGGUUGUUAAAGAUCUAGACCUACGAGAAAGACGUUUGGGAGAUCUUCAUGGUCUUGUAUAUCAUGAAGCAUCCAAAAUAUCUCCCAAGGCUUAUGUGGCUUUAUCAUCGCAUAGAGCAAAUCAACAAAUCCCAGUGAGCUCUCAUUUCUUGUUUAAAUUGAGAAACUAGAAGAAGUUAAUUGCACAUUUGUUUUACAAACUGAAAUAGAUGCAAAUUAGGUUAGGCUAUUACAACUCUGCAUAUUUCACCAGUUCUGCUUGAAGCCAUCUUUCUGGCUAAAUACAGACAAUUUAAUUUUAUGCAUUGGAUAUAGUUAGAGGGACAUUAACCCAAAAUAUUUUUAGUGACCACUAUAAUUUACCUAAUCAGCUGCUAUGGUCUGGCUGGUGACUAAGGUUCUUAAUGCCGUACUGAACAUGGCACUGUUAUGGGUACUAGUACGGUAAAAGUACAGUGUACAUUAUGAUUCUUAUAUUAAAAGUACAGUGUACAUAUAUACUUGAAAACUUAAACCUUCAUUUUGUACAAAUAUAAUAUAUUUACAUUUAAUGGUUGAUUACACACCAAUACUUUCUAGCAACUUCUCAGACUUUUCUUUGCAUUGUUACAUUGUACAAUUUUUUGUUUUCCACUUGUAGCACUUCACUAAUCGUAGGGGCAGAUGGAAACUCUUUGUACAUAAAAAACUGGAAAGAUGGACUGCUGUGUUUGGAUGAGUUUUUGAGAAAUUUUGUAGGGUUAUGAGUGGGAGAGAAAGGAGAGUAAUGAUUGGAAGUUGAGGUAAUGAUUGGAGAGAGAUAGAGAGAGAAAUGAGAAUAAUGAUUGGAGAUAGGGGUGAGUAAUGAUUGGAAGUAGGGGUAAUAAGUGUUUUUUGAGUUUGGAAUUUUUUUUUUGAAAAGCAAUCCAAACAAAGUAGGAAACUCUUUAGAACAAAUACGCACAAUAGGGUGAGAUUAAGUUGAUAGGAUCAAAUUCUUGAGCAAGUCUUGUUAUGGAUCUUACCCUUGUGGUCUUGGGAUGGGGCUAAACCAAGUUCAUCCACUUCAUUGAGAAGGCGUGCUCAUUUCCUAACACAAAUGACAGAGAAGGGGGAUUUUGGAAUUUUAUGAGCAUGUACUAGCUGAACAUAGUAGAAAUAUGACACUAGCUAAGAGCUGUUUGAACGAGCUUUUAGGGCAUCAACUGCAGCCCACAUAACCCAGUGUAAGUUCUUCUCACCGUACUGUGAAGAUGAUCAACUAAUAUAUAUAUUCACGAUUCAUCAAGAUAUUUUGGGAAUCGUUGAGCGUGAGUGUGUGUGAAUUGGAGUUUGUGAUAGCGGGUUUGUUAAUAGUUUUUUUUUGUAAGUGUGCUCCUCCUACACUUUCUAUCUGAUUGAGGGGAAGUUUAUGCCUUUGAGGUUGGUGGGUACAUUCUCUUCACAAAAGGGUUUUCAAGUUAUUUAAUUCCUUGAAUCAAUAACUCAUUGCCUAUCUUAUGAAAAUGUAUAAGUGAUGGAUACUUGGAUUGUCGGGAAAGAGAAUUUACUUCCUAUACUUGCGAAGGGAUCCCAUGUGGGGAGAUGUUCUUUAGAUAGAUGUCAAUCUCUCGGGGUACAUACUCUCUUAGGAUACUUCACAAGGGUUUUUUGAAAGUGUAUGGGUAAUUACUCCUCUUCCUUGUCUUUCUUAAUUGUAGGAUAUCCAUGCCUAAUGACCAAGCAAAUGGCUAUCAUUAAGAAGUACACAUCCAUACAAAGUAAAUUCGACUUGGGCUGACCAAAAAUAUAACACUUUUUGUAUCGUUUCAGUAUCAAAUAUUUUCCACAAAUUUAGAUCUCUUGUUUAAAGUUGUUGGACUCUUCUUCUGUUGAAGUUAAAAGGUCACACACAAGUGUUCUUUCUUUUCUCUUGAGCUUUCGUAUAUUAGUACAUAACUUGCUUCUGUUUGACUAUUACAGAUUUACUUCUUCCAUUCGACUAGUACAUAAUUUUCUUAUAUGCUUUCUUAAUCAAAUUCAGUGCGCAAGGGCCAUGGACUGCUGUGAUUGCUUAUGAUGCAUGUGUUCGGUUGUGCCUUAAUGCGUGGGCAAAGCAAUGAAUGGAAGCUCCCAUGUUCUUGGAAAACAAAUGUGCAUUAUUGCGCAACGCAUUUUGGGGAGUUAAUUUUUUCCUUUUUCUUGCUACUAGUAUGCUAUCAUUUUACAAUUUCUCCUGAUAUCUUAGAUUAUUAGUGUUUCAAGAACCCCAGACAGUAUACUAGGGAUCAUAGCAAUAACUAAAACACUUGCUCUUCAUGCAGUAGAACUAUUGUUUGAAGUAGUUUCACAAUUUUAGGAGAAGUUAUAUGGCUAAGGCAUAAUAGUGUGGUUACAUUUAAGUUAUUUUGAUUCCUUCUAUAUUUAGUUUCUUUGUAGCUUUAUGAGUGAAGUAUAUUCUUCACGAGUACUAAUCAUUUAUGCGAGCACUAUGUCCAACCUUUAUGUUCAUCUCACACGUAUUCCAGUUUUAAACUUACCAUACGGGCUAUUUGUUAGAUUAUUAUGGGUUUAUUUGUAAUUAGGUUAUUAGUUGUUCUAUUAUGUAACUAGUUCAUUCCCUAGGACCCUAUAAUUAGUCUAAACAUGUUGUAUAAAUACUUACGUUGUAUUCAAUUUAUGAUGAGAAGAAUAACCCUAAAUUUCUACGUCUCUUAAUUUCACAUGGUAUCAGAGCGGUAGAACUGAGACCUACCUGUCGUUUUUUCCCUUCCGAUCAAUCGAGACUCAGCAACUUCCGUCCACCGUCGAGUUUUUUCGGACCCAGUCGAUGAACCCAGUUGCCUUGCCCUCGUCGAUCGCUCUCUGACGCCGACGAGCCUUGUCGGCACCUCCGUGGUCUAUUCUGCCGCCGUACGACAUCACUCCAGUCGAGCCCGACGAUUUUCGACGUCGUACGACCCUUUUCGACCUUAUACGCACUAGAUCUGCCUGUUCCGACGCCGUCUCUGCAUCUCCAACCAUUUCUGAUAACACUUGACGUUCACCGGACUACCUACGACCUCCGACAGGCCUGACCCAGUUUCGUUUCGACCUCGCCUACACUUGCCGGAUCUCCGACAGACUGUUUCAGUGGUAUAACUCUUUGAUUUGGAACAGUGGUAGUGGCAGGACUUUUUAAUCUAUGUAUUCGGCACUGGUAGGAGCCUUCACAGGUGUUUUUUGGAUAUUUAUCUGGCACUUGGUAUUGUUUCAAGGUGUUUUAAAGGUGGCACUUGGAUAUGAAUAUUUUAUUUUAAGGUGUUUUUCUGCAAUUAGUAUUGUUUUGGGGCGUUUAUUGCUGAGUUGACUGAGUAUUGUGGAUUCGGAUUUGUGGUUCUACUGUUAAAAUGUCAUCAGAGGAUAAAAACAAAGCUUUCGUUAAUACAAAGGAUGAGUUGAGU
Molecule: messenger RNA, 4842 nt
Organism: Rhododendron vialii
Lineage: Eukaryota; Viridiplantae; Streptophyta; Magnoliopsida; Ericales; Ericaceae
Product: phosphoglycerate mutase-like protein 4
Exons: 4
Coding region: 972-1409 (145 amino acids)
Cellular component (GO): cytosol; cytoplasm
Molecular function (GO): phosphatase activity
Source: RefSeq, a predicted model, not a curated record